AUGAACCAUGUCAUCAUCGUUGCCAACUCUGCAACCCGGCCUAUGGCCUGGAUGGGUCUGCAAUGCCCGCGUGACCCAUGUGGCGCCCAAGACCCAGUGCUGCCUGAGUCGUCAGCGCUGUCCACAGUGGUGACUCUGAGCCAGCUGCUGCGCCACAAUCUUGCUCCUUCCACCGUCCCCGCAAGACGAGAGGCUGAGGCUGAAGCUGAGGCUGGAGCAUCAGGUGCUGAAGCCCAAGGUCGUCCCCACUCGAUGUUGGAGGUGAGAGGUGAGAGGUGGACGUCAGUCAGCUCAGAGUCGAGCCCCACCAUCCGCCGCCUGCUUCAUAUCCGCAGCAGCACGCUUGACCUCUCCCGAUUCGACUCCCAUUGCGCGGCCAGUGCUCAUUCCCCUCAAUCAACACCGGCUUCAUACUCUACAAGACCAAUUCCUUGGUCGAGAAGCUCAUCAAAAUGCCGGUAUGCCUACAACUCCAUGUUCAAUGCCGAUCCCAACGUUCCCCGAUUAAUAGGCAACUUCCCUCUUCUGCCGUUGCGCACAAAGACCCGCGGCCCUGCAUACACCCUCCCCUUCCCCAACCCGCCUUUGCCAGCCAACGAGUCCCCCGAUCCGGACAGCGAGAGCUACGACAUCCUCGACGAGGUCCUCGCCCUCUUCCGCGCAAACACCUUCUUCCGCAACUUUGAGCUCCAGGGUCCCGCCGAUCGCCUGCUGGUCUACGGCAUCUGGUUCGUCAGCGACUGCUUGACCAAGAUCAAGCCCAACGCCGGCGUCCGCGAUGCCUCCAAGGAUGUCAUGAACGUUGCCCUUGACACCAACUUUGCCAUUCCUGGCGAUCCGGCAUGGCCAUUGAACCAGAUGUACGAGCCUCCCCGUGAUCGACAAGAUGCUGAGCAGCUCCGACAGUACAUGUCCCAGGUCCGUCAGGAGUUAGCGACGCGGUUAUUGGCACGCGUGUACGACGAGGGUGGCGACGGAAAGCCGAGCAAGUGGUGGCUGAGCUUUACCAAGAGAAAGUUCAUGGGCAAGGCGUUGUGAUGCGCCGCGACCAUGGAAAAAAAAAAAGAGAAAGACGCUGGAGAAGAAAUGUGUAAGGAUGUUUAGAGCGACAAGGCCAAUAUGAUGAUGCCAAUUACUCCAAUUUCAGCUCUGUCGGCAUAGGUGGAGGGAAUGCUAGGGUAUCUAUAUGCAUGCAAGAUGCUGUCCAAGGGGAGAGGGACGACAGUUUCCGCAAGUCCCCCCUCCGGCUACCUAGGUAUGCUACCUGCUACCUAGACCAUGAUAUCGUAACCUCUCAACCUU
This is a messenger RNA of Colletotrichum destructivum, 1302 nucleotides long. RefSeq lists its product as uncharacterized. The record is from RefSeq and is a predicted model, not a curated record. Gene Ontology annotation, cellular component: cytoskeleton; Arp2/3 protein complex. The transcript is spliced from 3 exons. Gene Ontology annotation, molecular function: actin filament binding. Bases 1 to 1038 code for a protein of 345 amino acids. Gene Ontology annotation, biological process: Arp2/3 complex-mediated actin nucleation; regulation of actin filament polymerization. NCBI's taxonomy places the organism in Eukaryota, Fungi, Ascomycota, Sordariomycetes, Glomerellales, Glomerellaceae.